UCCGUUGACAACAGAGAUAAUCACGUAGUCACUGAAAACCAACCUUAAGUUUAAGCAAAACUCAAAUGUUUAUAAACCUCUACUGUGUCUGUGUCGCAACACGUGGUUGGGUAUUGGAAGUCAAAACAAACACCAAGGUCAUCGUUUUACAAUAAUGAUAAAAAAAAGCCAGUAAAAUUCAUUUGUAUAUUUAUACGAAAAUAAUAACUCUGAAGAACUGGAAUUCCCGCAUUAUGUCGCUGAGUCACUUUGAUAGAGCGAUGCUCAAUUGUUCUGUCUUAAUACAUUAAUACUUGCAAAACAAUUCUGAGCUUGGAAUAUUUUUAAUAUAAUUAAAAAUACAGUUAUGUACAAAUUUACUUACGUUUUGUUAUUUUAUUUUGAUUGAUAAAAAUCUAAAAAUAUCAUUGAUUUAAAAGAUGAAUCCCGAAAUUCAAAGCGGAAAACAAUCAGACGGACAAAUGACGUCUGAAUCCCAAAAAUAUCCUGAAUAUAUAACCGGUGAGUCCCAGAUAGAUGACGAUAAAUUAUUACAUUGUUAUAUAUGUAAUGUUAAACAAAUUUGGAAGGAGCACAAGGUCAGCUACCAACAUAAGUCACAACUCCACUAUUUUUUAAAUAAUUUUGAAGAGUCAUCAGCGGGACGUGUCAAAUGCAAGCUAUGUAACAAUGAGAUUUUAAUAAGUUCAUUUAAAAAACACGCUGCUAAAACACAUAAAUUGAUUCCAUGGUACAGACCACCUAAUGAACCAAUUUCGUACUUCAUAAAUUUUGUCAAGCCCACAAAAGAAGUUUAUAACUGCCUCUUAUGCGAUAAAGAACUCAAUAGUUGGUGCAUGGCAUUGAGGCACAUUGAGCUUUCAAAGCAUCGAAUUCGUUUGAAGAACAUUAUUAAAGAAAAUGUCGAUGAAGCACGUUUGAAAAUUAGAUUUUGUAGAGAAGCAAUUGACCAUUACAUUUUUUCCAACGGAGCUUCACGAGCUCGAUGUUUGGCAUGUAAUAUUAUUUUUGAGGAAUACAAUGCUGUUUAUGAACAUUUUACUGAUAAAACUCACAAGAAAAAUUUGAAGAAUAAUAACAUCCAUCCCGUUUUAUCUUUGGAUGAUUCCAUGAGUUUGCUUCUUAAAGAUUUAAAAAUAAGUGAUCCAAAAAACUCUACAAGCGAUGACUCUGCUGGAAUUUCUAAUUCAGAGUCUCGGGUAUCUACAAGCUCAGGUUACGGAUCUACUUUUAGAGACUCAAAACUCAAUGAUAAUCAUUCUGAUAACGAGGACAUUGAAAGUAAUAAAUCUCCAGAAAAAAUUGAAGUUGUCUCUCCUUCUAAUGAGUUGAAAAUUUAUUCCAAAAAACCUGCAAUAAAAGAAGAGGCAGACCUAGCAGACCCAAAACUUAAUGAUAAUAAUUCUGAUAACGAGGACAUUGAAAGUAAUAAAUCUCCAGAGAAAAUUGAAGUUGUCUCUCCUUCUAAUGAGCUGAAAAUUUAUUUCGAAAAACUUGCAAUAAAAGAAGAGGCAGACUUAGCACUCUCUAAUUUAAAAUCUAUAAUCAAUUGGACGAAAUUAGAAAAUUUGAUUCUUCGUUUUUUUGAAAACUACAUUUAUAUUGGUGACGACUUUUAUUAUUGUAAUUUGUGUGUACAAAGCUUCUCAUCUUUAUCGUCUAUAUCGGCGCAUCUUGAUGAAUCGGAUCACAAAUAUUGGUUAUUACAAGAACAAAAAAAAACAUGGUCUAAUGGAUAUAAAGCACCUUAUAUGCCAAUUUUCAUGGAAUUACUCAUAUCUAAUAAUAUUUUUCCUCAUGACUUAACAAAAUUAAAAUGUUUCACUUGCCAGACUGUAAUACCAUAUUAUAAUAGUGCCGAAGAGCAUAUCAACAGUCCAUUACACAGAAACGUUCAUGAACCUAAUGAUAUUUUGAUAGAAGCACCUGUUGAACGUAAGCCACGAUUGUUACCGGAAUCAAAAACUGAUGUAGCUGUUUACUUUAAAAAUUUUAUUGAAAAAGGCCAUACAAACUAUUACUGCCACUUGUGUCAGUCUUCUUUUACAUCAUCAAUUACAGUAAUUACGCAUAUCGAGACAUUGGAACAUUGUAAGCUUUUAUGGAAUGAAAAACCAAAAGUAUUUAAAGAGCCUAAGUAUACGUUAUAUUUCUACGAAUUGUCCAUAAGAAAUAGUAUUUUUGGACUAACUCACAAAAAGGUAAAAUGUUUUGCAUGCAAAAGCGGUAAAAUGCCGAAGAAAGUGGUAGAGAGUCAUAUAAAAACUCCAGGACAUGAAACUGGUAUUAUACUAAAUGGUCCAAGCAGUGACAACCAAAGUCCAAAAACUGCAAUCAAGAAUUCUAAAUCUUCAGCAGAAAAACUAAUUAUUAAAAACGAUCAAUUGAUACCCGAACGUGAUUUGGAAAACCGAUUUUUAAAAUGCUUUGAAAAUUUUAUUCUUGUUAGUAAAAGUAACUAUUUUUGUAAUUUGUGUGAAAAGACAUUUUCUUCUUCGUCUUCAAUGUUCGUACAUAUACUUGAUUCAAGCCAUAUAAAUCUUUUGGAAGAAAGAAGACAGAAGUACGGGAUAAGUGAGCAUAAAUUUUUGCAUAUGCCGAAAUUUUAUGAAUCUCUUGUUCGGAACAAUGUUUUUCAACUUAAUCCACUGACAGUAAUAUGUAUAUCGUGCGGGUGCAGAAUAAGUGGGUACAUUAGUGCUGAAGAACACAUAAAUGGUAAGAAACAUAAAAUUACUCAUAAAUCUAUACUUAAUGAAAUGAAAUCAUCUAUUUCACUUGAAACUGAAGAUGAAUGUACAGACGCGGCGGUUGUAUUACCAGAAACAAAGAAAAAAUUCGCUAAAUAUUAUAAAAAUUCUAUUGAAAAGCGCUCGGAAGAUUACUAUUGCCAUCUUUGUUGUAGUAAUUUAUCAUCUUCUGAAGUAAUGGAGCACAUUAAAAGUCGAAAGCAUUACAAUUUUGCCAUUAAUAAUUGCAAAGAUGCAUAUAAAGUUCGAAAAAAAAUUUUUUACACCGAAUUGUGUGUAAGAAAUGGUAUUUUUUGUCACACUGCUCCUGGAUUGAAAUGUUUUACUUGCGAUAAUUUGGUUGAAAACAAGGAAAACAUAGAAAAGCAUGUAAAGAGUGAGGCGCACAAAAUGAAUCGAGAAUGCAGGCAACAAAACACAAUUCUAUCUCAAUCCAAAACUAGUUCAGUUGAACCGAUCACUGACGUUAAAAUAAAUAAAGCUCUUCCACUUCAAGCACCAAGUUGUAUUUCCAAUGAAAAAAAAAUUGAAAUUAAUCAAAAUAUUAUGCCAAGAGUUAGUGAAAAAAUUGAUGAUACUAUAAAAUUGAUAAAGAUAUGUGAUAUAGAAAAUAAUUAUUUAAUCUUUUAUGAAAAUUUUAUAUUUAUAUGGAACAAUUCUUAUCGCUGUAAUUUGUGUAAAAAAAAUUUCCUGGCAUCUUCGAUUUUGUCACAUAUAAAUGAUUUACAUCAUCAAAAUCUUUUAGAAGAAAAAAGACAAGAAACUGGUAUUAGUAAGCACAAAGUUUUAUACUUACCAAAUUUUUAUGAAUUACUUAUCCGGAAUAAUAUUUUUCAGUUCGAUUCACUUGCAAUUAAAUGUUUAUCAUGUGAGUGUUCUAUUACAGACUGCUCAACUGCUGAAGAUCACAUUGGUAGUGAAUGGCAUAAAAAUAAUAUUAAAUUUAUGGCUGCUAUAAUGGGCGCGUUAAUUCCCAUCGGAAGUAAAGAUAAAAAUUCAGGGCCGCAAAUCUCGUUACCGGAUUCGAAAGAUGAUUUUGCAAAGUAUUUCGGAAAUUUUAUUGAAAAACGUCAAGAAUAUUACUACUGUCAUUUGUGUUAUAUUACUCUGUCAACUUGGCUUGAAGCAUCAGCGCACAUGGAAGUUCCAAAACACCGUAACAUCGCAACGAAUCAGUAUAUCGACACAAAGAUCCAAAGUAAUUUAUAUCACAGUGAAUUAUGUGUAAGAAAUAGUAUUUUUUGUUACAGUUCCACCGAAUUCCAAUGCUUUUCCUGCAAAAAAAAUUUUUUUACAAUGAUUGAAGUAGAACAGCAUGUUGCGAGUAAAAAACACAAAAAAAAUUUUAAAGUUAACUCAAUUAAAAAGACAUCAACAAAAAUUGUUCCAGUGAGUACACAAUAUUCUUUGAACAACAACAAAAAUAUUGAAAUUUAUCAGAGCACUGGAUCUACAGAAGGAAAAAAUAUUAAUAAUCAUCAGUCAAUAUCUAAUUUAAAAUUGGAAGAUCAAUUUUUAAAUUGCUUCAAAAAUUUUAUUUGCAUAUUUGAUAAAUUUUAUUAUUGUUGUCUAUGUAAAAAUGCUUUUCUGUCAUCAGUUCUAAUGUUAUUGCAUAUAAAUGAUCCAAUCCAUAUAAAAAAAAGACAAGAGAACGGUAUUACCGAGCACACAGUUUUGUAUACGCCAAAUUUUUGUGAACUGCUAGUUCGGAAUAAUGUUUUUCAACUCAAUUCACUGACAUUAGAAUGCUUAUCAUGCAAGUGCAGAAUAGUUGGGUACAUUAGUGCUGAAGAACACAUAAAUGGUAAUUGUCAUAAAAAUACUCAUAAAUAUGUACUUGAUGAAAUAAAAUCAGCUAUCUUAGUCGCAAGUGAAGAUAAAAAUGCAGACACGACAAUUGGAUUACCAGAAACGAAAGAAGAUUUUGACCAAUACUUUGAAAAUUUUAUUGAAAAGCGCUCCGAAGAUUAUUACUGUCAUCUGUGUUGUACUAAAUUGUCAUCUUCUAAAGUAAUGGUGCACAUUAAAAUUCCAAAACAUCUUAAUCUUCCCAAGAAUAAUUACAAAGAUAAAAAAACUAAAAAUAAUUUUUUUUACACCGAAUUGUGCGUAAGAAAUGGUAUUUUUAGUUGCACUGACCCUGUAUUGAAAUGUUUUACAUGCGAUAAAUUGGUUGGAGUAAAAAAAAUGAUAGAAGGGCAUGUAGAGAGUGAAGAACAUAAGGCUAAGCAUAAUCCAAUAGCUACUUCUUCCGUAACUAAAACUUCUUCUAGCGAGUUGCCGAUAACUCAAAGUCAGUUUCUUGAAUUAUUUAAGAAUUCAAUCUUUCUUCACAAGAAAAAUUGUUUUUGCAAUUUGUGUGAAAUAUAUCUCCCAAAAUGUGAUGCUAUGGCACACAUAGAUAGUAGGUAUCACAAGAAGAAAAUAGAGCACAAGAAAGAAUUAUUCAUUAAAGUCUGUGAUAAGGUAUCAAAUAAUAAUUUUGAAGAGUUUGUACGAAACAAUGUUUUUCCAUUUGAUAAGUCCACGUUAAAUUGUUACUCAUGCAAUCUCAAAAUUAGUAACUAUCAAACCAUCUUAUAUCAUUUUGGUAAUUAUACGCAUAAAAGUGGUCUUGAUAAAUUAAAAACUAAUUUAAUAGCAGAAGAAAAAUCAGCAGCUGAAGAAUCUCCAAAAAAACAAAGUAAACAUAAAAGUGUUGUUAAUGAAUUGAAAACUACUUCAGUAGCAGAAGAAAAAUCGAGUGCUAAAAAAUCUUCAAAAAAGCAGCAAAAAAGUAAAUAUGAUUCUUCAAACAUUUUAUCAUGCAAUAUUUACAAGUACAAUGAUACAAGAAAUGAAUUUUUCUACUGCUGUGUUUGCAAUCUUAAAAUCAGGUCCCGUAAUAUCUUACACGUCCAUUUAUCCCGCCAUUUUUGGCAGCUAUUUACUGAUGAAGACAUGGAUAAGUUGAUGGCUUCAGCGAAGUUACAGUCUGAAAAAGUUCUAGUUCUUAAGAACGAAAGUGUUGGGCAACCUGUUUUGAACUUUUUGGAUGGCAGAAGACUUGCAGAAAUUAAAGAACAGGCGAAAACUGGUGAUAAGAAAUCCGACAAGGAUGCUUCAUUGAAAAAGAAGAAGAAACGAGAUAAAAAAAAGGAUGAUAAGAAAGAUAAAAAAGGUCCAGGAAGGCGUUUUAGAAAAAUUAAGAUAGAUGAUCUAGAUGUUGAUGAAAAUAACAGCUCUAAUGAACUGGAUAUUUAUGAAAUGAAUGAAGAAAUACGCAAUGUGAUCCAAGUAAGUUUAAACAGAAUUUGUAUCAUGAACAAAGAUGAAAUUUACUGUAUGAUAUGUCGCAAAAAUGUGGAGUAUUCUUCGCGAAUCGUCUAUGAACAUUUUCGAAGCAUUGAACACUCGUACUCUGUGACACAAAUGGUUCAAGAUCACAUGAAAUUUAAAAGUUAUCCAAGGGAGCUGAGUGAUUUUGAAUUGGCCCGUGAGAUGAUGGAGGAUAAAAGCGAUCGACAUGUUUGUUGCUUUGUUUGUAAUCCUGCUAAGCCUGCGACUAUUCCUAACAACGUCGAAUCCUUGAAGUUUCAUAUAAACUCGGAAAGGCAUCAGGAUAAAAAAGAAAAAUUGAGCGAGAAUUUGCAGCAAUUUAUAAGUAAUUUUUUCGCAAGGCUAGAACGCAAUUGGUUUAAUAUUCAGAAAUACUGGUGUGUGAUUUGCAACAGUAAAUUUAAUCUUGAACAUAAAUUUUGUCAUCAUUUCAAAUCAGAGUCUCAUAAUAAAAAGUUGCAGAAUUUUAUUAGAUUUGAAAAUCUUAUUUUCGAUUUUUGUCCUACAUGUGGUAUACUUUAUUAUGGAUUCAAGAAUACUUUUACUUAUCAUUCGGAUUGUCAGUUUCAUAAAUUUUAUCGUGAUAAAAAUUCAUAUUUCAUAUCACAACUUCCGAAACUUACUGAGGAAUUGGUGGUUAACGCGGAAGAAAAAUUGAAAAGUCAAUUAACAAAGUUGGAAAGUAAUGAAGCUACAAGAAAAAAUGAAGAGCAGUUGCUGUUAAAAGAUUUGAAAAUAACAAUUAAUAAUUAUGGAGAUGCUCAAAUGUAUCCAUUUGGUUCUCGAAUCACUGGACUUGCAUCCAUGAGCAGUGAUCUUGAUAUCUUCAUUGAUUGUUAUGACCAUUAUUACGAAGGAACUGAAUUUGAUGAUGUAUUGAAUGUAUUGACAAAAAUUGAAAGUUUAUUGAAGAAGAAAAAAGAAAUCUGGACAAUCAAAAAAACAAUUACUACAUCCAGAAUUCCAAUAAUUAAACUGACUCAUAAUAUUACAAGUAUCGAUUGCGAUUUAUCAUUUACAAACGGUCUAACAACUGAAAACACCAAAUUAGUCAAAUUAUACGUUGACAAGUAUCCGAUGUGCAAAAAACUCAUUUUGUUCAUGAGAUACUGGAUAGAUGCUUGCAACCUUAAUGGUCAAGAUGAAAUUCGCAGCUAUGCCAUUUCUUGGAUGGUAAUUUAUUAUUUGCAAACAAAGUUUAUCUUACCAAGCGUUGCAGAGUUGAUGAAAACUGAAGGAGAGUCACGUAUGGUUGGUGGUUGGGAAACCAAAGUGACCAAAGAUUUUAAGCUACCUGAUAUUAUUGAUUAUAGUUUUAAGGAUCUGUUGUACGGAUUUUUUAUUAUGUGCGCUGGAUUCGAUUACAGAAAUAAUAUUAUCUGCCCGCUUCUGGGUCGACCGGUAAAAAAAAUCGAUUUUCUUGUGCCUAAAAAAAUGACAAAUUUACCUGAAGAAAUGGGGCCUUACAUAAAUUACAUGAAGAAAAAUCGUAAAAAGGUCGACGGUUUCCGAUCCGAUUCGGCAAUGGGCGUUCAAGAUCCUUUCGAUCUCAGCCACAAUUUAACAAAAGCCGUCAAGAAAUUUGUAAUGUAUCGAUUCCGAACUUACUGCGCUAUUAGUGCUAAUAAGUUGAUUGAUAAAUAAUCAAUGGUGGAACUUUUAUUUAAUUUAAGAUUAUUUUUUAACAAAAUUUAAAAUAUUGUUCCGGACAAAUAUCUUAAUAGUCAUAGUUAAAUAUUACACAGUAUUUUAAUGUUACCAAUAAACAGUUGCUAUUUUUGUAUUUUCACAAUAGUAUUUUAUAAUUAAAUGUUUUAAAAAUUAAAAUGAUGGAUUUUGUAUUCUUAUAACUUUUAUGCAUAAGUUGAGUUGUUGUAAAUGGUUGUCUAGUAUCAAAUAUGGAUAAUACAACUCGAUAAAAUGAUAAUGUAUGAAGGUUACAGAUAAAUCCAUUAUAAUUGUUUUUAACUGAAGAUAAAUAAUUUUAAUAUUUGUCUAUGUACUGAUUAAAAAUAAAUUUUUUA
Molecule: messenger RNA, 8092 nt
Organism: Cotesia glomerata
Lineage: Eukaryota; Metazoa; Arthropoda; Insecta; Hymenoptera; Braconidae
Exons: 4
Coding region: 420-7712 (2430 amino acids)
Biological process (GO): mitochondrial mRNA polyadenylation; mRNA 3'-end processing
Molecular function (GO): zinc ion binding; nucleic acid binding; poly(A) RNA polymerase activity
Source: RefSeq, a predicted model, not a curated record